Messenger RNA from Heterobilharzia americana, 4186 nucleotides. NCBI's taxonomy places the organism in Eukaryota, Metazoa, Platyhelminthes, Trematoda, Strigeidida, Schistosomatidae. The record is from the annotation of a GenBank genome assembly.
GUAAUGCAAGUGAAACGUUACUUUUGCUUUUAUACGUAUUUACAUUGCUGAAGCAUUCACUGAUUGGGAGCCGAUUGACAUCCUAAUUUUUCAUGGGAUUCUUUCCAAAAGCAUUGCGACGAAGCCAAAUGAUAGUUAGCUAGGGCGAUAUGCGCAGAAAAUAUCGUAUCAACUCAGAUUGUUUAGACUGUAUGCUUCUAAGUACAUGAAAUAACUACUAUUAAAUACUGAAUACUUAUAGAAGGUAACUCAAGGAAGCAUUUUUGUGCAUUUAUUGUGCUUAUCCAAGGUAGUAUCGCCAAAUAAAGUCUCGAUAGAAGCAUCAUGGUGACUCGCGUGUAUGAGAACACAAUCUAGUAAAAUUGUUGCAUGGAGUGCAGACGUAAUCCACAUGUAUUAUGGAUUAAUUGAAGAUUAUCAACAAACACAGCUUCUUCCUUCAUAUAACGGGGAUUGGUGUCUGGAGUCACAUCACCCCUGUCUACAAUAAGUGGAUGGAUUAGAAAAAUCCUACUGAGCUUAAGGAAUUCUCUUAGUGACCUCAAACAGCACUGUCAAGCCAGUAAAUUUUUGCCUGGCAUUAUUCUGGUGUGCUCUAGCACAAAUGGGAAGAGAUUAAGUUUUGUAUGGUAGUUUUGCGCCGAUUAUCAAGUCUAUCAGAAUUUUUGUGCAUUUUUAUCGCUUGAAGUUGAGCAAGCAGAGACUAAAACAUGGUUGGUUUACCGAUGAUUUUUCCACCAAAUGCUAAGCGAUAAUUCUAACCCCCUGUGCAUGAAAAUACGUGUUUAAUCAAAUUGGGAUUCGCUUUUGCUUCAUAAAACCAAAAAAACUUCUACACACACUUAAGAAAACUGUCUUCCUGGGGUUUUACUGUUUCGUGACACGAUUCUUAAUAAGCAGACCUCGAUAGCUAACUUUGCGCUUUCCAAAUCCAUUUUCUAGGCGCUUCCGGCUAACCUUUACUUUUUGAUCUCUCUGCUAAUUCUCAGUAGAUCUGAUCGUAUUUCCGUAGUCGUAGAUGCAGCUCGCAUUUUGUCACGAAAGAUAAAAUCAACAGAAGUUACAUUAUUUUAUUUAUAGAAUAGUCAUCACUAACUUCCUAAUGUGUCCCGCCAAAGACAAGAAAGUGACCCACUCGCUUUUGAGUGGGUAUUUCACAAAUGUCAGAGUUUUUUUAUAUUUUACCAGAAAAUAUUUUUGAGCUGAUCUAAUUUGUCAUUUUGGUAGUCACUUGUGUAGCUUUUGAUGCUAUUCACUUUUGUGGGUGGAUAUGCAGGUAUUAAUGACAUCACUGUUCAGGUAGUGCAUCGUUUGGUUAGUUCAUCUGCUAUCUGGUUGGCACUUUAAGGCCACUAGGACGUUAGUUGAUUUCGAUUCCUUUAGUUCCCUAUUUUUACACCUUUUCUGAACACCGUGUUUAAAUAAAUCGAGGUUUACAUACCUAGCAGUCAUCGAGUUCUCGUGGACCAAACGAUAUUGAUAGAAUGAAGGGAAAGGUUGAAAUAAAGAAGCAACUUAUUGACUAAGGGAAACUGUUUUCGCCUUGCACUUCAUUCUAUCAGUAUGCGGUAAAAAUUUUCAGUAGGUGAGUCAUUGCGAACACUCAUUCUCCUAGGAUGUUUUAAGCUGCUGUGCCAAUUUUUACUUUGGAGUUAAGAUUAAAACAAAAGGUAGUAGUUAUCAAGCCACCUUUCCCAUUUAAUGCCCAACGUUGAGGAGCAAAAUAAUUGUACUACUCAUAAGUUGCAAGUAGAUACGUCAAUAAUCCAAAAAUUAACACGACCAUAUUGUCGAAGGAUAUAUUUUUUUCUGGUUUUGUAAUCAAGAAAGUGCUAAAAUAAAGCUUUACAUGAGCACCUUUUUGUGAAUUUUGAAUAAUCACGGAUUUACAAUGGACUUAUCAUCGAGAACUGUCAAGGACAAGCUCCAUCUUAUUCGACUCAGUAAUAUAUCACAUACUGAAAGUAUCUUGAUAUGACUAUAGACAUUGAAUUGUCUCUUAAGCGUGAAUUUGUAAAUUAUACUGUAUGUAUGUAGUAUAUCCAAUAUAUCAACUAAAAUGGAGUCACUUUCGACUAUAAUGCUCAAUUUUAACUCAUCAUAGAAGACGAGUUUGUCAGGAAAAUCAUUAUUUUAUCUGGCCAUGGCCUGCAAACUUUGAAGGUGAACUCCGAAAAUUCUGGCAAAAAGUAACACACCUAUCCUGGAAAUCUCAUAUUCAUGUCAUGAACUGUAUACUUCAGUAGAUGAGUUUACCGUUUGUGCACAAUUUCUCAAUGAGUAGCAAUUAUUCCACUGGUAGCGAUACUUUUACCUCGAGGUUACUGAGAUGUUGGCAGGAUUUUCUAGCUUCGUGUAAAUCCUUCUACAGUAUAUCUGAAAAUGAAGAGUACUCAUUACUUUUAAAGGAAUUUACAGAGACUGAGUUCACCAAUGUGAUCCGUGUAACUCUUAGUCAUCUUAUUUCACCAUCUCACAUCACUUCCGUGAAUCAUCAUGAAAUAGUAGCUUAUUAUUUUUUCAAAGCUCUGCUCACUUCAGGGAAAUCUGUUGAAGGAGAAUCAGAUGAUGGUAUGAUAAAUGAUGGAAGUUCACAAGACUCCCUUAAGUUUUGCAUUUUUAAGAAAACCUUUUGUAUUGAAUUAUUCCUCAAGAUUGAAUGUAUUCUGGAGAAGCUUUUGGACGAAGUGUCUAGAAAUGUAAUAACAUUUCCAAUCAGUUGCAUAUGUAGUGCUGUUGGACUUAUUUCAGAUUUACUAAGGGACUCUUCAUUAACUUCGUUGCUACUUCACCACCUUGAAGAAGUGUGGAAUAAUUGGGGAACGUUGAUCAAGAAACUUAUUGAAUAUAUUAUGAACCAUCAAAAUGGCAUUGCAAAUAAUGAUCAGGAGGUUUUUCUUUUUGAUACUUUUCGUCUUUGGAGAACUGCACUAAAGGCGCACGUAAAAGUUAACAGUAACACAAUGGAAAGUAAACACGCUCCAAUAUUUACUACCCUGGUUGAUGUUCUAUAUGUCUGUUUAGUGGGACAUUUCAGAAUAUAUUCCAAGUGUCCUGUUGAGGUACCCUCAUCACUCUGGCCUAAUCAUCUUGUACGUAGUUUACGUACUGUGUAUAAACUCGUAAAUAAAUCAGAGCAUCUGACAAUCAAUAGUUUGUCUCCUACCCUAGACACACUUGUAUAUGAAUUAUUGUGUCCAUGUUCAUCAAACCCUUGUUCCAAAGAGUCUCACACCAAUCUAACCAGUUAUUUAAUCUAUACAAUGAAAGCUCAACAAACUGAUGGUUUCGAUGAGGCAUCCUUAUUUCAACCAGAUCCUGCCUUAUCUCUCCGUAUCAUAAUUCUCUGUGGUCUUGAGAAUAGUCUAAAAUUAGAUCCGAAUGAUGCACAAUUUUGGUCUUUACUAAACUCCAUUUAUAAGUUAAUAUUAAAUAUGGAGCUAUGCGAAUCGAAUAUAGAUCAUGUUUAUGAAAAUUCAGUCAUCUCUUUGUUUUCUGGGGAUGAUGUACAACUUUUUCGUGCUCUAGAUCUUUGGAUUCAAAUUGAAAAUCGCAUUACAUCUGUUGAGUCACAUCAGAAGAACAGUGUCAAUCCAAUACCGAAUGCUCAUUGGUUGUUUGCCUGUCUGUCCAAAUCUAUUGGCUUUUCGUCCUACUUAUUUGUUGAUUGGUUGGUAUCUCCUGAAACCAUUUGUCUGUCAUACUUAGUUCAUUACCUACGGAAAAUUAGUGAUGAAAACGAGAUUGCUGACAGAUCUAACCAUUCUAUGAUGACUGCAAUCUUAUCAAAUUCAUGGCCACUAAAACCAUUGGAAGAAAUGCUGCGCCAAAUUGCCAAGUGUCUUGAAAUUCUGGAUAAAAGUAAAGGGAUUGCGUUCUGUCCAAAACCCCUAGUUAACCGCAUUUAUCGUUCUUUAUCCCUUUUAACUGAUCUUUAUCACACCACAACACACCGCUAAUGUAUCAAACUUUUAUGUACUUCCGACACUUACUUUACAAUGCUGAAAAUUCUGUUUUGAAUAUAAUAUUUUUUAAAAUUCAGUAACUUCAAAGAUUACCUGUCAGUAAUCUUUCUAUCGCUUAUGUUUGUGUAUAAUCAUCGGGGUUUAUGUUGGUCAGAUGUCUGAAUAUGCUUUAUUGUACUCGAACUGUAAACACUAUUCCAGAAUACAGUUCUUCGCUUAUG